Molecule: messenger RNA, 1775 nt
Organism: Octodon degus (degu)
Lineage: Eukaryota; Metazoa; Chordata; Mammalia; Rodentia; Octodontidae
Gene: Slc35d4
Product: transmembrane protein 241
Exons: 14
Coding region: 59-1537 (492 amino acids)
Source: RefSeq, a predicted model, not a curated record
GGCUCCGGCGGCGCGGGGGUCGCAGCCGGGUCUGGUUCGGGGAAGGGGCGCGGGCCGGAUGGUGGCCUGGCGCUCGCUGCUCUGUGUCGCCUUCUGUGCCUGCUACCUGGCCUCCCACCUCACGAACAAGAUAAGAGAUGUCCAGAAGACAGUGUACCUAGGGCUCCACACUGUUACUAACUUCACCCUCUGGGGAGAAAAGGACCCUUGUAAGGCAAGAAAGGUUGGCUUCUGUUUGAGGUUUGGAGCGGCGGGUGUGCAGCAGAAGGAGGCUACUGGGUCAGGUAGGAGAGAAGCCACGAUGCCCCUGAGCUCUGGUGUUGGUGGCCUGGCCUGGUGGCAGGCACUCGUGGGCGGCCUCUUGCUGCACGUGUCCUGGAGACGGGGCUGGGUGGAGAUCGACAGCAGCUCCAGGUCUGAUGUGCUGACAUGGCUUCCAGCCUCCAUGCUGUUUGUGGGCAUAAUCUAUGCUGGGUCCAGGGCCUUGUCCAGACUGGAGGUGCACAGCUUUGCUCUCCAGUGCCAGUCUGCCCUGAUGUUCCUGCUCUGGAGCUGGCUGACUGUGGACGGAGCCAUCUGCAGCAGUAAGCCAGAUGAACCAUUGCCUCCUUGUGCUGAGAUGUUGAAAUUAAGGCAGCCUUUUUAUCUGUUUCUCCACAGUACCCUCUUCCUCCUGGCUGCUGCGGGGUGCCUUCCCUUCAACGAUCCUCAGUUUGAUCCAGAGGGAUAUUUUUGGGCUGUAAUUCACCUGUUCUGUGUAGGGGCUUAUAGGAUAGUGCGGAAGGCCCAGAACCUCAGCGUGUUAAGUGAUACUGAGCAGCAGUAUAUGAACUAUAUAUUCAGUGUGGCAUUCCUGGCACUUGCGUCUCACCCCACAGGUGACCUCGCCAACGUCCCGGACUUCCCAUUCCUGUAUUUCUACAGAUUUCACGGCAGCUGCUGUGCCAGUGGGGUCCUUGGCUUCCUGCUCAUGCUCAGCACGGUGAAGCUGCAGAGUGUCAUGGCCCCGGGGCAGUGUGCAGCCUGGAUCUUCUUGGCCCAGCCUCCUGCUAGGCGGGCUUGGAGAGGCCUUGCUGGUUUUCUCAGAGCAGAAGAGCUCCUGAUGACCAAGAAAGGAGAUUCACAGGUGGAUACCCGGAUGGAGAGCACCCAAGCCUUGGCCUUGAGCUCCCUGUUGGAGCAUCAGAAGACCUCCAGGACAGAGGGACUGAGCCCUGCCCAUGCCCUGCCCAAGCUGUGUGCUAAGGAGCUGCUUCAGGAGAACUUUCUGGGGUGUCCAGGCUGCCUCAGAGGGACGGCCCGCAUUGCAUCUUGCCCCUGGGACUCUUGGCUGUGCUGUGCUCAGUUCUGCAGAAAUGAGAGGUGCAGGAUUUCAGCAGCAUGGCUCCACACACCUGCAUCCCCCUGGAGGCCUUGGUAUACUAAACGCCCGCACCUGCCUGCUCUCCACUUCUCGCCUAAGGUAAAAAUGUUCAGCGGGAGCCUUGCACCAAGUAGCCUGCAUCCUGCUCUUCCCCAGGGCAUUAAACUUUGCUGAUCAAAGGGGAAAGACUUACUCUUUGCUCCCACCACUCUAAGCCCUGAAAUCAGUUCUUUUCCACUUGCAAAGAGUGGCAUCUGCCCAAAUGUCACCUCACGCCUGUCUCCUCGGCUGCUCUUUAAGCGCAUGACGUGUCCUCAGCUUGCGGAGGAGGAUGGCAGCCCAGUCCUGCUCCCAGCGGGGGACUGACCCUAAACACUUGUGCCCGAGAGUUUAGACCCUUUUGGUUUUAAGA